CGCAGUGCUUUGGUUCAAAUUCUGGAGAGAUUCGCAAUGCCGCCGAAGAAGCGCCCCGCCGCUGGGCCGCUGGAGGAGCCGUCGCGAAAAGUUGCUAAAGAGGAAAGUCCCUGGGAGCUUCAGCUGCAACUGGCAAUUCGGCAGCAGACCACCGCGCAGGACCGGCUUGAGAUGGCGCAGGGCGAUUUGAAGAAGGCCAAAGCUAAGAAGAAUGCCAAGAAGGAGGUCCAGGCGGCCGAGAAGAAGGUCGCGGCGGGUCCAGCUCAGGAAUUGCCGACCCCGACCUCGACAAAGCUAGUCAAGCCCAAUCUUGCAGAGUUCAAGGCCGACGAGCUGCUCGACGUCAAGGCGUUCCAGGACUUCGUGGCGCCCAACACGACCACUGACCGACCGCUCUUCCUACGCCAGCAUCUCCUCAACGUGCACAAGAAGGCAGUGGAGGCUUUGCAGGCGGAGGAGAUUCGCCUGGUGUCACUGGUCGGCUGCCCCGGCACCGGCAAGACGUGGUGCGGGUGGCUGGUGGCCUACACCCUGCAGAAGGCGUUCAAGAAGAACACGCUGCACCUGACCAUCAGGAACUCGACCGUGACGGUCAUCGCCAACUUCGAGGAGAAGCAGCAGUACGAGGAGGUGAGCUGGAACGGGCGCAUGCUAAAGCAGGCGACUCGCAUCUUCAUCGGGGUCCGGCAGCUGAUCGAGCGAGGGAAGGAUGAGGAGUUCGCUGGCGUGAAGUUCAUGGGGCUGCUGUCCGGCCACGGCCAGGAGAAGAUCACAGGCAAGCAGCUGAGUCUGGAGGUCAUACAAAAGCUUGUGCUUUGGAGCUGGAGAGAAGAGGAGGUCGCAACUCUAUGUAAAAAGAUGAAAGGCAAGAAAGAUGGUCUGAAGCUAUCUGACGACGCCUACAAGGUGUGUGGAGGAUCCGUGCGGACAGGUUCUAAUGAUUCCAAUGCAGAAGAUGCGAGCUUCGCAAAGGGCAUCAUGUCGGCGCGGCCAGAGCCCCGCUCCGACUUCGUCAUCAAGUGCAUCAAGGAGAACGAGCUCGCAGAGUUCAAGGGGGUGGCAAACAUGUACAGGAGACUCUCAAGCAUCAACGCUGGUGCCGCUGGCAGUGCCUUCGAGCUCUUGGUCCACUUGUUCUGGCGGGAUGCUGCCGCUCAUCGACAGAAAGUCGAGCUUUCACUUCGCAGGAACGACGAGGACAUCACUAAGACGCUUGUGGAUUGCACACACUUCAAUGCGAAGCCCUGCAGCAUAGAAGAGUAUGACAAAGAGAAGAUGGUGGUCAGCGCUGACCUUGUGGGCUACUUCACCCCGGCUGCUGUGGAAUCUGUGUUGUUUCGGUACAAGUCUGCCGACAAGACCGAGGCGCUGGCCAUCCAGAUCAGCAUUGCCUUGCCUUGA
This is a messenger RNA of Symbiodinium pilosum, 1401 nucleotides long. Lineage: Eukaryota; Dinophyceae; Suessiales; Symbiodiniaceae. The record is from the annotation of a GenBank genome assembly.